GAUUCAUGGUCUAUUUCGUAUCAGCUGUCGGUAAUGUGAGCCAGAAAUGCAUUUACAGAAUUUGCAUUUGUUUAGAUUUGUAGAAAGAAGAAAACAAUACUCGAGAAAUCCCAUAGUACUGGCUUAUAAAAGGACUCGCGCGAACGAUAUGAAUAUCUAAUAUAACUUAUUUUAUUGUCAGGGGGAAUUUUUUUUAAUUUUUCAAUCGGAGACUAUUCUAUAUUUGUUCAGUUCGUUGUUUCUGAAAAUGCGAUUAAGAACGACACUGAGGAUGAAAAUUAUUAAACGAUUGAAAAACGAAACCGCGUGAAAUGGAGAGAGACAGAUAGAAAGUGUGGAGGUUAUUUUUAUUUUGAGGGUUGAAUACUGUGUAAGUUAUCUGCCCGUCUAGCAGUUUGAAAUGAUUGAAUAACCUCCUUGACAUUCGAAGAUGGCAGCAACCACAACAGCUGUGAUAGGACAGCAUAGAAGCACGAGACGAGGCACCAGUAUAAAAGGCAAAACACACAACAAUAACAACCAGUAGAGUGAAACUACAAGUGGAAUACGGCGAUGUCCUUUAAGUAAAUAGAGAAACACGAUCAGAGAAAUAUCAUCUGGAAGUUUUCACUAGAAGAAAACAUUCCUAUAUUUUCUUUUUAAUUUGGAACCGCUAGGAUUGCUUUACUAUUUACUAUUCCACUUCAAUAUUUAACGAAGUAUUCCUAUGAAUUUAUUCGUGAAAUAUCUGGCUGGGUAUAAUCAACGAUUUCUGUUAUUAUUAUCACAUGAUGUUAACAUAAACAAGUCCUCGGGUACAUCCUAUUGCGGUCUGUAAGGAGUAAAUAGUCGCUAACUAAUUACAAGUAAAAUGAAUAUCAAUUUCAAAUAUAUAUAUACAUAUAUUUAAGGAAUAUGUAAAAUAUUUAUAAUAAAUUAUCCAAUAAUUGUCGUGUAAAAAAACAAUUCAGUUGUUGAUCAAACUCGUCGUUCCAGACAACGUUGUUUAAAGUGAUUUUCUUGUUGGCUCUCAUAACUGUUAGCAACAGUUUAUUGGUAAUAAUACAAUUGUCAAUAUGAAACCCUUUAAACUCGUCCAACCCACUCUACGUUACGCUUGUUUAAAAAGGAAAACGUGUUCCUCGUCAUUGAUUUUCACCGGCAACAUUACUGGAGCUCAGAGCAGACGCUGUGUUCAUGGACUCACUCGAUGUUUUUCGUCUUCAUCCUUGCUAUUGCCAUCAUCGUCAUCAUCACCAUUAUCAGCGUUAUCAUCAGCACAGUCAUCAACAUCAACGGCGUCCAGUUCAACUACAGUACAGGUUCCCGAUCAAGCCAGGGUGGUCAUCUGUGGCGGCGGUGUUGUCGGCUUGUCUGUUGCCUACCAUCUCAGUCAACGAGGAUGGACUGAUGUGGUUGUACUCGAGCAAGGAAGGAUAGGCUGUGGCACAAGUUGGCAUGCUGCAGGACUGGUUGGACAAAUAAGAAGUCACAAAGUUCAAGCUGACAUUUGUACAUAUAGCAGGAAUCUCUACAAAAGCUUUGAAGACCAAGGCCACAGUGUUGGUUGGAAGCAGUGUGGGAGCUUGCAACUAGCUCGCUCGAAAGACAGACUCAUCUACUUCCAACGAGCAGAGGCCAGAGCCAAACAAAAUGGUCCAGAAGCACACAUUAUUACUGCUAAAGAGGUUAAAGAUAAAUGUCCAGAAAUCCGUCAUGAAGAUCUCGAGGGUGCUUUAUGGGUACCUGGUGAUGGUGUUGUUAAUCCAACUGACCUUCUCAUGGUCUAUGCUAAGCUAGCAAAAGAAAAAGGUGUUAAAAUUUUUGAAGGCAUCCAGGUUUUCCAAAUCCCAACAGAAAACCUCAAAGUAUCAACUGUGUUAACAAGCCAUGGCAAAAUCCGGUGUGAAUAUUUCGUCAAUUGUGCAGGAAUGUGGUCCCGAGAAAUUGGUAAAAGGACCAUUCCCCGUGUACGUGUACCUGUACAUGCUUGUGAACAUUUCUACAUUGUUACUAAACCAUUUGGUAAUAUUGAUCCUAUGAUGCCAGUUGUAAGAGAUUAUGAUGGCCAAGUAUACAUUCGUGAAUGGAGUGGAGGAGUUCUGGCUGGAGGAUUUGAACCUCAAGCCAAACCAGUCUUUCAUCAUGGUGUUCCUGAAAAUUUUGAAUACCAACUUCUUCCUGAAGACUGGGAUCAUUUCCAAGUUCUUUUGGAGCCAAUUCUCCACCGAUUUCCUGGUGUUGGAGAAGCUCAGGUCCGACAACUUUUAAAUGGUCCAGAAUCAUUCACACCUGAUGGAACGUAUAUUGUAGGAGAAUCUCCUGAGGUGGAUAAUUAUUUUGUAGCUGCUGGCAUGAAUUCUUCCGGAAUUGCUGGCUCAGGAGGUGUUGGUAAGGAGGUUGCUGACUGGAUUGUAGAUGGUACCACCAGUAAGAAUCUAUGGUCUGUUGAUGUGAGCCGAUUUGUUGACUUACACAAUAACAGAAGGUUCCUGCGGGACAGAGUAAAAGAAGCAGUCGGACAUCUUUAUGCUAUUGGUUACUCAACUGAAGAGUAUGGGUCUUCUCGUAAACUAAGGACAUCUCCAUUACAUACCAGGCUUGAAGUAGCAGGAGCUGUCUUUGGAGAAACUAAUGCCUAUGAAACACCAAUGUGGUUUGUUCCUAAUGCUGAUGAUGAGUUUGUUGAGCAACGAAUGUCACAGGGAACAUUCAGUAAACCAGAUUGGUUUAAUAUUGUCAAAGAUGAGUAUUGGGCUUGUAAAGAGAGGGUUUGCAUCAUAGACAUGUCUUCAUUCUCUAAAAUUGAAGUAAAGUCUGCCAACCAAGAAGCUGCUAACUUUUUACAGUAUCUGUGUUCAAAUGAUGUUGAUCUGGAUGUUGGUGCUGUUGUAAAUACAGGCAUGCAAAAUGAGUUUGGAGGCUACGAGAAUGACUGCAGUGUGGCACGGUUGAGUGAAAAUUAUUACUUCCUGAUCUCCCCAACUACUCAGCAAACGAAAAGUUUGGCAUGGUUAUUACGGCACCUCCCAAAAGAUGGCUCUAUCCAAAUUCGAGAUGUGACAUCCAUGUAUUCUGCAAUCACUCUGAUUGGUCCACAUGCACAAGAACUUCUUGCUGAAGUUACAGAAGCCUCCACAACAAAAUCAGACUUCAAAUUCAUGACUUGUAAGGUUGUUGAUGUUGGAUAUGCAAGUGGAAUUCGAGCAAUGCGUCUCACUCAUGUAGGAGAAGAUGGAUUUAUUUUAUACAUCCCUGCUGAGUAUGCCCUCCAUGUCUAUGACACGUUAAUGCGUGCAGGUGUUGACUAUGGAAUUCGUAAUGUUGGCUUCAAUUGUAUGAAAGAAUUGAGAGUGGAGAAAUUCUUUGCAAGUUGGGGUGUUGAUUUGACUCCCAUUACAACUCCUUUUGAAUGCGGUCGAGAAUUCCGUGUCAAGUUUAAUAAAAGAGACUUCAUUGGAAAAGACGCUUUAUUGCAACAACGUGAAGAAGGUGUUAAACAGAAACUGGUGCAUUUCUUGUUGGAAGAUCAUAACAUCGAUACAGAUCUUUGGCCAUGGGGUGGUGAACCAAUCUAUAGAAACGGUGAGUAUGUAGGAGAAACAACAUCAAGCGGUUAUGGUUUUACUUUAGAGCAGAUGCUAUGCCUUGGUUAUGUUUCAAAAUUCGAUGACAGAUAUCAACCAUGCAUCAUGAAAAAUCUUAAUGAAUUUAUUCUGGACAAAAAUGCCAAAUAUGAAAUUGAUAUUUCUGGUCAAAGAUUUCCAGCUAAAGUUGGAAUCUACACACCCAAAAAUGCUCUGACUAUUUCAGAGCCAUCUUUUAUUCCCGUCCCACACAGAACCAGAACAUGAUUUUUUUCCCCCCUUCUUUUCUUUCAAAUUGUUGUUUAAAAAUCUCAAAAGCUCAGCAUCUCUUGUCUCUUGAGAAAUAAUCUUUAUUUUGCAAUAUUUUUUGACAUGUUUUAUCUUGAUUUGAUACUUUCCCCCUCCCCUACAAAAAAUUUGUUUUUAUUUUUACAUUGUUUUUUUUUUUUAAUUUUUUUUUUAAUAUACUAGUUUACAGGUAUUAAAUUCUUUAAAAAAAAUCAAUGAAUAAUUUCAUAUCAGAAAGAUCUCAUUUUUUCUCUUAUUUCUGCUAUUUAUCAAUAACUAUCUUUUCUAAACAAGUUAAGAAAAAUAUCUUAUGAUGAAAUAUUUAUUUUUAUAAAUGAAUAAUAUUAACAUUCUUAAGUUAAAUAUUCUUUCUAAUUUAGUAAUACCAGUAAAUAAUGUCCAUAAAUUUUCUAAAAAUUCGAAAUUAAAAGAAAUAUUUACAUUUUCUAUUUAUUGUUUGUUUUUCAAUACCUGAAUUAUUGAGACACCUCAUGUAAGCAGUACAUAUACUUGUGAUUAACUGGUUCGAAAUAUCAGUAAAUAAAAAGGAAUGACACCUCUAACACUUUAGAAUUCAUAUUGAAUAUUAGGUUACUUAAGUAGAUUUUUUCUUAGAUGUUUUUGUAUCUCAACAAAUGUUUAGAGAAUACCAUUUAAUGGUUACAUGUCUCUCAAAGUAGCAAGUCUACCACUGAGUUUUGACAACUUGUUGAAGCUAUGUUCACUUUAACUCAUGCCUUUAAUGUUCUAAACAUUACAAUUCCUAUUUGUUCUUCCCAUAAAUACCUUGGCUUUCAUUUCUACCUGGAGAAGACAACAGAAACAAGUAACCCGGUAUCCCAGGACUUAAAAAAUAUCAUAUACAAGAGCAUUGACUACUAAUAGACAUAUAUAUAUAUAUAUAUAUAUAUGUUUGUAAUUUAAUAAUCAACUCUAAUGAACUUUUUUUUAUAAUUUUUAAAAUCUCUAGACAUACCACAUGUAUAUUCAUCAAACUCUUUUAAGUUAUUGUUUGUUUUUUUUUGUUUUUUUUUUCAAUUAGUUAAUUUGAGGAAGAAAGCAAUGCCUAUAAUUUUUUUUUCACAGACCCUCCUUGUAAGCAAAGGGAGAAGAAUUUGGCAGUUCAAUUUGAAUUGUUGCAGUUAAGUUGUUGGGAAGGGAAACGAUUUUGAUAAAUGGCAAGAAAAUGAAUUUCAGUUGGGAGAUGGAAAGAUGGAAGAAACUGAUACAUAAAAUGGAUUUAGGUGGAAUAUUGAUACUGACAGCAAGUUUAAACGAAUAAAGGCCUUUGUGAUAGCUGUGAAGUUGAGAGUUUCAGAUGAUACAGCUCAACAACAUUCAUGUGUUUGAAAAUGCUUGCUUAUAAGGCAGACAUCAUUCUGUGACGCAGUCUAAAAUAUAUAUGAGAUUAUGUUUGAACCAGCUGCUGUCUCAAAUAUAUAGACUAUACUUUAGUGUAGGUCAAAUCUGUGCUUUAUUAUAAAGUGUUAGCAGGUUUUGAAAAUAGUCUGGUGCUACAGAAGGAAAAACAACUUUUGUAAUUGACAAGGACAAUAUACAUAUAAUAAUAAUAAUAAUAAUAGUCUAGUUGAAUGUUUUAAAUUGGAAAGGAUAAAAAAGAGAAAUUAUUCUGUUUAAAAUUAAUCACUAAUUAAUUAUUUAAAAAGUUUUCUUUGUCGAGUAUUAUUGAAAAGUUACAACUGAUACUGGUGUGAAAAAAGGGCAGCUUACAGGUUAUGGACUGAAGGGGACUGGUUUUAAAAUAGUUUAUGGAUUUCAAGUCUGUUCAAUUUAACAGCUUUAUCCAAAUACUUUCUUUUCUAACUUUUAAAUAGAAAAUAAUCAAGUUCAUCAAAUAUGCACAAGCAUAAGAUGAUUAUAAAGUUUUUUUGUCAAUCGUUUGAAAGUCUUUGUAAGGACUCGGAUAUCAGGACCUUUUUUCUUUGCUGAAGGUACAAAUAAAUCUCACCUUAUAUUUAGGUGUAUAUGAUACUUGUUUCUUUUUUUUUGUUUUGUUUUUUUGCAGUCCUAGAAAAGAAAAAAAUAAAUCAAAACUCGAUCUUUUUUUAUUCCUUCUAAUCCUUCUCUUUGUUCUUGUUGAGUGAAUAUUUCUGUGAAAAUAGCUCGCAAUUAGCAGUAAUACAAAUACACCACAAUAACACAGAGAAAGGAUAAGCAGCUAUACAUUAAUCUUCACCCAUGAUAACAGAAUUGCAUUAAUUAAUAAAAUACUUGUUUAAUAUGUUUGUAAUUUCAUCAAUUUCUUCUUUAAAUAAAUUGAAUUCAAUACAUAA
This is a messenger RNA of Octopus bimaculoides (California two-spot octopus), 6148 nucleotides long. RefSeq names its product pyruvate dehydrogenase phosphatase regulatory subunit, mitochondrial. Gene Ontology annotation, cellular component: mitochondrion. The record is from RefSeq and is a predicted model, not a curated record. Lineage: Eukaryota; Metazoa; Mollusca; Cephalopoda; Octopoda; Octopodidae. Gene Ontology annotation, molecular function: protein binding.